Limulus polyphemus (Atlantic horseshoe crab) is the source of this 2729-nucleotide messenger RNA. RefSeq names its product fibroblast growth factor receptor-like 1. Gene Ontology annotation, cellular component: plasma membrane. The record is from RefSeq and is a predicted model, not a curated record. The annotation marks the transcript as partial. NCBI's taxonomy places the organism in Eukaryota, Metazoa, Arthropoda, Merostomata, Xiphosura, Limulidae. Gene Ontology annotation, molecular function: fibroblast growth factor binding; fibroblast growth factor receptor activity. The transcript has 6 exons.
UCGCAGCACACCCCGCCAACCUUCGUGAAACUGAAUGAAUUAUAUAUUUUAAAACUUGUCUUUCUUUUAGGCCCACCUCGUCCGCUACCAGAACUCAACAACCCUCCACAGAUUGUUCCGGCUGGUUCAAAUGUCAGAUUAUCGUGUCCAGUCCAAGAUGACCAUAGCACCUUGUUUUUUGAGUGGUAUAAGGACGGCCAACAGCUCACGACCCUUGCUAGUGACCACUUUCGGGUUACGAACCGUGGUACCCUUAAAAUCACUGGAACAGUUGGAGAGGAUACUGGUCUGUACAUCUGCGAAGCAGUAAACGGUUUUGGUAAAGUUUCAAUUAACGUGUCUCUUAUUGUUCUAGAUGGUCUGAAAGAAGAUCAGGAUUAUUCGCUUGAGUCGCCAUCUAUCGGCAAUCACUAUCCUAAUUACGAAGUUCCAGGUAAACCAAAACUGAUUCAGAUCAGUACUUUUCCAAACGGAAAGAUCCACCGAAAAGCAGGGAGCUCCGUUUACUUAAAGUGCGUUGGAACAGGAAAUCCGCAAGUUUCUUGGCUUAAAGAUGGGCACAUCCUAUUAGAUAACACAUUAUCAGAAGAUUCCAUAAGAGGACGCUGGUAUCUGCAUCUGAAAAAUUUACGACAUGAUGACAGUGGGAAUUAUACUUGUGUUCUUAGUAACGAUUUGGGAUCGGUACACAAGUCUUUCAUACUGGAGGUUGUAGACCGGAACAGCAACAAGCCUAAACUUGUAGGAGAUCACCCGAAGAAUACGACAGUAAAUUGGGGCGAAACGGCGACGUUUCAGUGUCACGUGGAGAGCAAGGUUCCUCCUCAUAUUAAAUGGCUCCGUCUACUUGAAGGUAGUGAACUUGCCUCCUUGAAGGAGCAGCCGAACGUCAUUCCACUCCAAGGAGAGUAUUUUAGGCUCCUGAACGCCUCUGUUAUAGUGAAACGUUCUGACAACUCCUUCUUUACCAAAUUCCGAAUCCAUGAAGCACGAGAAUCUGACAGUGGGAAGUAUUUCUGUCUUGGGACUAACGCCAUGGGGUUCACCUUCCGGUCAGCUUAUCUUACGGUCAGGCCACAAGUAUCACCAGACAGUCGGUUCUUGUAUCCUCACCAAUCUUCUGGCCCACACAGUUAUCCGUCUCUGUCCCUACCUUUUCCAAUAAUUAUUGCUGUAGCCAUAGUGGCGUGUGUCGUAUUAGUUGUUGUGAUAGUGUUGGCGUUCAACUGUCGAAAACAAAGGACACCUCAAACACCAGAGGACACCACCGUAAAGAGUCCUUGCACCAAUAGUAGUUUAGUCUCACAAACCAGCGUUUCUAAGGUUCGGGUUGGUAGACCUACGUCUAGUACUCGGUCAACAACAAGAAUUUAUUGUCCAGCCAAUCACGGGCCAAUACCUCGCUUCUCACAGCCAGUGCAUUUAUAAUUUUUUAUUUUAUUUACUUAUGUGUAAUUCACUCAUUUAAAAUGCUAAAAUAAGACUUAAAACUAUUUGACCACAAAACUAAAAUCUACAACACAGCAAAAGCCAUGAUGAUUGAAAUGAUGCGUGAGUUAUUUGCUGUUGUUUUUUUUGCGUAUUAAUUGCUUGGUCUUUUACUUUUGAACAGGUAUUAGCACAAGCGUAAUUAACCUAGGCCUAUAAAGGCUAUAUCAAUAGCUCUGUCUGUUGGUGUUAGUACAGGCCUAAUUAGAGUAGGCCUAUUUUAUGUUUUGUACAGUAUCAUAGAAAUAUUUGUAUAGAAACUAUAUCAGCAAGGCAUGAUGUAAAAUAAAAUAAAAAAUAUGUUUUAAUGUUAUUUAUAAGACUUAAACUAGCUAUGUAUAAUAUAGUAUUGGUAUUUGAAGUGUUCGCUGAACUGUUAAAUGUUGUUUGUUACUAAUAUACAAAUCCUUGUUAUAGAUAAAAGGGCAGAUUUACCCUAGCUAUCAUGUUUGAUAAAUAUGAUUGUUUUGUAUAGACACUACUCUGACGAACACAGACCGUUGGAAACAUUAAGCCUAACUUAGGCUGAAUACAGAAUCUAAUAAAUGUUUUAAAAUUUAUAUACUUAAUAAGAGAACAAAAACUCAUAAUUGAUGAUAUUAAAAUUCACGAUUAAUUGAAUUUGUUCUGUCGUAAGUUCAGUAGAAAGCCAGAUAUCCACCAUAUUGUUUAAAAAAAUAUAGUCUCAUAACCCAAAUAAUUAGGGAAUUUAUUUACACAAACUGAAUCUUUCUUAAAUACUCGGAGAGUCGAUAAUUUUCUUAGACGUUAAACGUCUAAAAAUCUUUAAAAUGAAUAUUUUCUUACUGUGAACUAGUCACAAUUUUUCAAUUUGAUAAGUUUAACCGUCCUUAACAAAUCGUAUCGAAAUACAGCAAAAUUAACAGUCCAUAAUUUCUCGAAGCAAGAGCCGAAGAAGGAUCAGACUUGAUCAGCUUGCUGAUCGUUAAGCUUUAGCUAUUAAAUAUAAGGUUAAUAAAGAGUUUUACUUUAAAGUUAUAAUUAUACAUAAUACAAUACCAUAUUUCAAUUAAACGGAGAUGAAAAUAUUAGUAAAAUAAUAUAGUACAGGUGUUUUGUUUGUAAUUGAUAACGUACAAAUGUCAUUUUGAUAACAUAUUUCUGUGGUUAUAAAUGACUUAGUUAUCAAAGUUAUGCUCUGACUUAAAUAUUAAUACUAAUUUUUAAGUUUAAAAAAAUGUGCACUUACAAACAGAUUAUUAAUUUUAAUCACUUAUUAA